CCCCCCCCCCUUCAGAAUCAGAAACUUCACAUUGAAAACAGACUGCUCAGAGAAAAGACGAGUGGCUUACUGACAGAAAAUGAGGAACUGAGACAGAAACUUGGGUUGGAUACCCUUGACUCAAAAGAGAAGGUUCAGGUUCUGUUACCCACCGGGAACGAUGCAGGUUUAGGGGUCGGGUCUUCUGAGUCCGCAGCACUCAGGCUAUGUGUGUCCGCAGCAGGUGCAGGCCCAGCAGUCCCUAAAUCAGAAGACUUCCCAAUGGAUACAGAUGGUCCUCACAAUACAGGCAAUGAGUCUGAUUUGCUCUUGGGCUUUCUGGACAUCCUUGACCCAGAGCUGUUCCUCAAGUCUUGUGAGCAGGAGUGCCAGGAGCAGCAGGUGCUGCAGGUCGGAGUGGGGAACCCAGUACCUGCCGCCACACCUGCGCCUCUGGGGGGCCCAUCAGUUAAGCUGGAGGCCCUUAAUGAACUGAUCCACUUUGACCACAUCUACACCAAGCUUGUGGAGCUGGUUAGCGAUGAGCAGGUCACGGACUCGGACAGCAACAGCGAGAAGAUCGAAGAGGCUUCCUUCACCAUGGCUGAGGUGGUGGUCGAGGAGGAGACUGUCUGCGUCAAAGAUGAGCCGGAGGAAGUGGUCAUCCCCAGCAGUGACAGUCAGAGUCAGGUGGAUGACUUCUUCCCCGCGGCCCCCACCUCAGCUUUCAGCAGCCUGGAUAAGGAAGCCUGUCUAGCGGACACCUACAGCGACUCUGGAUAUGAAGGGUCCCCGUCCCCUUUCAGCGACAUGUCCUCCCCCCUGUGCUGUGAAAGCUCUUGGGAUGACAUGUUUGCUAAUGAACUCUUCCCACAGCUUAUUAGUGUCUAAAAAAAAAAACCAACUCUGUGCCCUCAAAAACGUACCGUAUACAGUUGACGUGUAGUGUUUAACUACACUUUAAGCAUAUGAUGCGCCUCUUCACCCACUUAUAGGCUAAUGUUAAGCACAUAAUCUCCUCGUAUUACAGCAGGUUUGUACCACUGAUACGUUGACUUGUGGGAUGUGGAGUUUCGUGUGAGCUUACUUUUAGCUUCAUACUUAAUUCACCGCAAAGGAUCUAAGAUUCAAAUCUUUCACUUUUUCUUUUGAAGACACAUGGGUAGAAUUCAGUAUUUCUGUAAAUCUGUAAAGGGCACGGGGACCAAUCAUUUAAAUGUUAUUUAUUUGUAUCCUCAGCUUCAGAGUCCUUGUAUAUGUACGCUUGUAAAAAAAAAAAAGCUUUCUUCUAAUUUGUUGCUCUCUUUGUAGUCUAAUAUCUGCAAUAAAAAAACUGCAUUGCA
Molecule: messenger RNA, 1322 nt
Organism: Cynoglossus semilaevis (tongue sole)
Lineage: Eukaryota; Metazoa; Chordata; Actinopteri; Pleuronectiformes; Cynoglossidae
Cellular component (GO): nucleus
Molecular function (GO): DNA-binding transcription factor activity, RNA polymerase II-specific; RNA polymerase II transcription regulatory region sequence-specific DNA binding
Source: RefSeq, a predicted model, not a curated record